UUAUUAGCCAGGCCACAAGGUGACACGGGCUGGCUGUGCAAGGCUGGCCGUGGGCUGUGGGAGUGCUCAAGUGUGCAGGGUGGCUGGCAGCCUAGGCUUGGAAUGGACAGCCUUCAGGACACAGUCCCCCCAGCCCAAGGGGGCUGCUGCCCUCCUCUCCGUAGGCUGGUCCCUGUCGGCUUUGGAGCGGAGGCAUGGAAGCUUUUUGUCCUUUCGGGACCCCUGUUCCUGUUCCAGGUGCUGACCUUCAUGAACUAUAUCGUGAGCUCUGUGUUUUGUGGGCACCUGGGCAAGGUGGAGCUGUCAUCGGCAACCCUCUUUGUGGCUUUUGUCAAUGUCUGUGGAAUUUCCAUAGGACUUGGCUUGUCCUCGGCAUGUGACACCUUGAUGUCUCAGGCCCGGGCUGUUUUGCAGAGCUUCGGCAGCCCCAACAAGAAGCACGUGGGGGUCCUCCUGCAGAGGGGCACGCUGGUCCUGCUUCUCUGCUGCUUGCCCUGCUGGGCACUCUUCCUCAACACUGAGCAGAUCCUGCUGCUCUUCAGGCAGGACCCGACUGUGGCCAGGCUAACCCAAGAAUACGUGCUGAUUUUCAUCCCCGCACUUCCGGUGGUUUUUCUCUACAGUCUGCUGGCAAAAUAUUUGCAAAAUCAGGGAAUCAUCUGGCCCCAAGUCCUUAGUGGUGCUUUGGGCAACUGCGUCAAUGCCUUGGCCAAUUACAUCCUGGUCUUUGUGCUGAGCCUGGGGAUCAGGGGCUCUGCCUACGCCAUGGCCGCCUCCCAGUUCAUGCAGACCAUCGUCCUCUUUCUCUACAUUGUCCUGAAGAAGCUGCACCUGGAGACGUGGGCAGGUGCAAAGGGCCACCCUGCGUUUAGGGGCUGCACAGGCUGGUCCAGUCAGUGCCUGCAGGACUGGGGCCCCUUCUUCUCUCUGGCCAUCCCCAGCAUGCUCAUGAUAUGCAUCGAGUGGUGGGCCUACGAAGUCGGGAGCUUCCUCAUAGAGGAUCAGAAGCUCCCAGGAGGUCCACCAGACCUUUCAUGCCCAGCUCCCAGCGCCACACCCAGCCUGCUCAGUGUGCUGGAACUCUCCGCCCAGGCCAUCAUCUAUGAGUUGGCCACCUUAAUCUACAUGAUACCCCUGGGGCUCAGCAAUGGGGUCUGUGUCCGAGUAGGAACGGCUCUGGGGGCUGCAGAUACUGUGCAAGCUAAGCGGUCGGCCAUCUCCGGCGUACUCUGUACAGUUGGCACUUCCAUGGUUGUGGCCGCCCUGUUGAGCAUCCUGAAAAAUAACCUGGGGCAUAUUUUCACCAAUGAUGAAGAAGUCAUCGCGCUGGCGAAUGAGGUCUUGCCGAUUUACAUCACCUUUCAGCUAUUUGAGGCUCUCAGUUGUGUCUACGGCGGAGUCCUAAGAGGAACCGGCAAGCAGGCUUUCGGAGCCACAGUGAACGCUGCCGUAUACUACCUCAUCGGCCUCCCGCUGGCUGCUGUGCUGAUCUUUGUGGUCAGGAUGAGAAUCAUGGGCCUCUGGCUGGGCAUGCUGGCCUCUACCCUGCUGGUGACCCUUGCCUUUACUGCCUAUACUGCCCGGAUAAACUGGGAGCUGGCUGCUGAGCAGGCUCAGAAACACGCAGGGAUGCAGCAGCAGAGCGAGAGCUCGGUGGGUAUCAUGAGCGCAGCCGCCAGGCCCGGGCCUGAGAAAGCUGUUGUAUCUUCAGUGGCUACAGGAGGCUGCCCUGGCAUCACCCUGACAACAUACUCGAGGCCCGGAGGCCCUAUGGACCUCCUCAGGACUCCAGAAGCAAUCCACACCCAUUCAGCUCCUGCCAGCAGGCUGUCAGUGAAACAGCUGGCCAUCCGCCGCGGGGUUGCGCUGGGAGCAGCAUCAGCCACGCUGAUCAUGGGGUUCAUCAUCAGGGUCCUGACGACUAGGCACUAG
This is a messenger RNA of Manis javanica (Malayan pangolin), 1932 nucleotides long. It is a transcript of the gene SLC47A2, whose product is annotated as solute carrier family 47 member 2. The record is from RefSeq and is a predicted model, not a curated record. Lineage: Eukaryota; Metazoa; Chordata; Mammalia; Pholidota; Manidae. Gene Ontology annotation, cellular component: membrane. Gene Ontology annotation, molecular function: xenobiotic transmembrane transporter activity; antiporter activity. Gene Ontology annotation, biological process: xenobiotic detoxification by transmembrane export across the plasma membrane.